ACUUUAAGAGAAAGUUGAAAUCACGUGUCUCGCUGUAGAAAGUUUGACAAGUUGCUCGACAUAAGUCCUGUUUUUCCCGCUAUCGAAAACCUUGAAUGUCGUUUUCUCGUGUCUUUUUCUUCUGUCAACAACGAGCUCGGAAACUAUCCCGGAAUCGAAGUCUUGUCUAUCAGCGUUAAUAUAAAAACACACCCAAAACAUGGAAAUCGUGCAGAAAAUCACGUCGGGGUUUAGUCUGGAUUUGGGACCGGUGAAAGAGCCCCUGGGAUUCAUCCGAAUCCUGGAAUGGAUCUUCACCAUUUGUGCCUUUGCCACCACUGGUGGUUAUGUUGGAUCUACUCAAUUCACUACUGAUUGUGGAGGUAAAAAAGAUGUCGUUGUUAACUUCGGAUAUCCUUUUAGGCUCCCGAGUCAGCCGUAUGAGAUUCAUCACUGCAAUCAGAGCAAGAACACGACGUACCUGCAGGGAGAUUUCUCCUCCUCGGCUGAGUUCUUCGUCUGUGUGGGCGUCUUGGGCUUUCUGUACUGUACUUUCACAAUCAUCCUGUACUUGGGCUACCAGCAUGUUUACAGGGAGUCUAACCGCGGCCCCGUCAUUGAUCUGAUUGUUACUGGGAUCUUUGCUUUCUUGUGGCUGGUUUGUUCCUCAGCCUGGGGAAAAGGUUUAACAGAUGUCAAAUACGCUACGGAUCCCGAGAGGCUAAUAUUGGCGUGUCUGCCUUCCGAUAAAUGUGAGGUGAAGAGCUACCCUUCAAUGGGUCGCCUCAACUCUUCUGUGCUCUUUGGAUUCCUAAACCUGAUACUGUGGGCGGGGAACUGCUGGUUCAUCUACAAGGAGACUCCGUUUCAUAAGCCGGCCAAUCCACCACCCAACGAAGAGGCGGGAGUCUCCACCUCCUAAUUAGACGAGACGGGCUUUUUCCUCUCCUCCCCAUUUGUUCAUAAAGCAGAGGACGUCACCGUUUGUUCAUGCCGACACAUGUUGAAAAGAAACUACGCUUUGAUACGCAAGAGCUUCGUUUCUAGCAUCAUGCAUCGCAAUUCACUACAUUAUAAAUGCUCUAAGCUGAAUUCUUUAUGGAUUAUAUCAUUUUUUUUUUUUUUUUUUUUUUUUUUUUAAGUGUCUGUUUAAUGGCACUGUCAGCUAAUUUUGUCAAGCAAACAAACCAAAUUUUAUUAGACCAGUAGCAUUUCAGUUAUGACUUCGAAGUAAACUUGUUCUAGGUUAUUGGUGUUUUUCACUACUAUUAAUUUGACCUGCAUUUCAGUUACUCUAAAAGUCCACACAAUCAGACCUCAUGAGAAACAAGACAUCGCAGCUGAAAUGUUCCAGAGCGCUUAAAACACUAGCACACUAAUAUCUAGCUCUAGAGAUUUGAAACUAGCCGUUCUUUGUAGUUUUUAAUAACUAUUUAUUGGUUUAAGUGCCUUGUUCUUGAUGGGAGGUUUUUUCCGAGUCGCCUUACGUUCGUCAGGGAAGGACAAACUGAAAAAUUCACCUUAGUUUCAGCCAUAAAGCCUCUGAUAUUUCGUCUGUAACCUUUUUAUUUUAAAUGUUUGUGCGUAUUCUCUCGUAUUCUUCUUUUUUUUUGAAGCGCUAUUUGGUAAUAAAUCACUACGCCAAAGGCCGUAUUUCAUUUGCUAUCGGGAGACAUGUUAACCAUUCAACACUAGACAUUGUUCAUCAGGAGGAAACGCUAGUUUGUUUUUCCGCUGGAGUAGUAAUGCUGUGGAUAUUUGUAUCUGGCUGUUAUUUGACUCACCACUGUAAAUGAAGCGUCUGUAUCACAUGGGUUGAUGUUAAUAUUUACAGAAAAAAAAAAAAACAUUUAAUGUUGUGCAUCUUGCGGCAUGUUUUACCAUCUUAUUUUUUACAAAAAGAAGUGUUUCUGUCAUUUAAUUUAGUUAAAUCUUUAAAAAAAAAAAGAAUGAUUGUUUAGUAACAGUGAUCAUCUGCGUGCAGUUUGUUUUGGUAAAAAAAAAAUAAUUGUUUUGUCAAGUUUUAUUAUUAUAAUAUCAUCAGUAGUUGUUCUAAUCCUAAAAUGAAACGAAUUAAUGCCACAUCUAAACUUUUUAAUCAACUUAAGUAGACUUGAACGCGUACAGAUAUUAAUAUAAAUGAUUAUAGGAAAAGAAGUAUAAUUGCGAAUGAAAAAAGAGGAGCAAUAGUGUCAUUUAAAGAUCUUUACGUUUUCCUCUGGUCACAUAUUGACUUUUUUUUUUGUCCUGGAGUGAUUCUCAAAAUUGGUUGUGACGUCUGGAAAAUACAGGCCUCUUUUUUUUUUUUUUUUUGCUGUUGUGAUUUCUAUCUCUAUCCUAAGGAAAAUCUCCACGAGGGUGUUAGCAGUUCUGGUUUGCGUUAAAAGAGGAGAGCUGUAUAUAUUGGUUCGUGUUUAAUUUCCAAAAGGCUGCUGUUUACUACGUAACCACUAGAUGGUAGUAUUGUAAACAUAAUAAAUUCAACUCAAUUACA
Puntigrus tetrazona (Sumatra barb) is the source of this 2473-nucleotide messenger RNA. RefSeq names its product synaptophysin-like 2a (gene sypl2a). The record is from RefSeq and is a predicted model, not a curated record. Lineage: Eukaryota; Metazoa; Chordata; Actinopteri; Cypriniformes; Cyprinidae. Gene Ontology annotation, cellular component: synaptic vesicle membrane; synaptic vesicle. Bases 200 to 901 code for a protein of 233 amino acids. The transcript has 6 exons.